Telopea speciosissima is the source of this 1527-nucleotide messenger RNA. Its product is annotated as aminoacylase-1-like. Bases 40 to 1377 code for a protein of 445 amino acids. Gene Ontology annotation, biological process: amino acid metabolic process. Lineage: Eukaryota; Viridiplantae; Streptophyta; Magnoliopsida; Proteales; Proteaceae. The record is from RefSeq and is a predicted model, not a curated record. The transcript has 4 exons. Gene Ontology annotation, cellular component: cytoplasm. Gene Ontology annotation, molecular function: aminoacylase activity.
UCUUCAGUGACUGUACUCAGCACUAUUGGGACCUGCAACAUGGCCAUGUACAGUAACCAUUGUCUUUCAAUUUCAGUCUUUGCACUCGCACUUCUCCUCUUGGCCCCAACGACAGCACAUGAUGAAGAAGAAUCACCGAUCACUCGGUUUCAGCAAUACCUCCGUAUCAAAACGGCACACCCAAACCCUGACUAUGCAUCAGCAGUUUCGUUCCUUACUUCCCAAGCUCAAGCAAUCGGCCUUCAAGCCCAAACCCUAGAAUUCGAACCAGGAAAGCCUCUGCUUCUCUUGGCAUGGCCAGGCACAAACCCUUCUCUCCCUUCAAUCCUUCUCAACUCCCACAUGGACAGUGUACCUGCCGAGCCCUCCAAAUGGCUCCAUCCGCCCUUUUCCGCUAUCCGAACCUCCGAGGGGAAAAUAUAUGCCAGAGGAUCUCAAGAUGACAAGUGCAUCGGAAUUCAGUACCUCGAAGCAAUCCGAAACCUUCUAUUCUCUCGCAAUUUUAAACCCCUUCGUACAAUUUAUAUAUCGUAUGUUCCGGAUGAGGAGAUCGGUGGGUUUAAUGGUGCUUCUAAGUUCGCAGCAUCGAAGGUGUUUAAGGAUUUGAACAUAGGGUUUAUGUUGGAUGAAGGUCAGGCUUCGACUACAGAUGAAUUCCGGGUGUUUUAUGCUGAUCGGUCGCCGUGGUGGUUGACAAUUAAGGCUAUUGGAGUGCCGGGUCAUGGGUCCAUGUUGUAUGAUAACACUGCAAUGGAGAAUUUGAUGAAGAGCAUGGAGAUUAUUACUCAGUUUAGGGAUAAUCAGUUCGAUUUAGUUAAGGCUGGAGUGGCUAGUUCAGAAGUUAUUUCAGUUAAUCCUGUGUAUCUGAAAGCUGGCUCUCCUUCCCCUACGGGUUUUGUGAUGAACGUGCAACCUUCAGAAGCAGAAGUAGGGUUUGAUGUUCGUCUUCCACCUACAGCAGAUCCAUUUCUCUUGAAGAAAAGAAUUGCUGCUGAAUGGGCACCUGCUACCAGGAACAUGACAUACCAGUUUAGUGAGAAAGGACCCAUAAGAGACUAUAUGGGGCGCCCUCUAAUGACACCAACCAAUGAGUCCAACCCAUGGUGGUCUAUUUUCAAGCAAGCCAUAAGUGCAGUUGGAGGAAAACUUGCUAGGGCUGAAAUCUUGCCCUCCACAACUGAUGCACGCUAUAUGAGACAGUUGGGGAUACCCACCUUCGGGUUUUCCCCAAUGUUAGAAACUCCAAUCUUACUUCAUGAACAUAAUGAGUUCCUGAUGGACAGUGUAUUUCUGAAAGGAAUUAAGGUGUAUGAAUCCAUAAUCAGUUCUUUAAGUUCCUUUGAUGAAGGUAACACUCUAGGCUCUACCACAGUUUGAUGGAUCUUUGAGAAUGCUGUAGUUCAGCACUGUGGUCUGUUGUUGUAUUUGUACUAUAAAUUUGCAGGUUUAAUGCUCAACUCGUAUCUGUAAAUGUUUUGUAUUUACCCUGCCCAAAAAAACAAGUAAAAAAAAUGAAGAUAUUUUCCU